UCCUUCCUCCUUCCCUUCCCUCUCGUUAAACCCUUUCUGUUUAAAUCCUUAAACCCUUCCCAAGUCGUCGAUUCCUCAAUGCCAUUCCUUUUCUAGCUUCUCCUUUUGCAAUCCAAUUACAAUGGCUGUAGAUAAGGAGAAAGUAGCCGAAGAAUCUGUUACCAGUCGUUUGUUCAAAAUUAUUCUCAGCUGGGACUAUUUUCGGCUCCUCAAGGAUUCCAAACAAAAACGCAAGGAUGAUGGUGGUGCAGCGUCAUUGGGUUUAAAGGAAGUGAAAUCUUCAUAUAAAGAUGUCGACGAUUAUAUCUCUACUUUUGAGCCGCUUUUGUUGGAAGAAAUCAAGGCUCAGAUUAUUCAGAGGAAUGACGACGAAGAUGCGGCGGAUUGGAAGUUCAGGGCGAUCAUGGACUGCAGUGAAGUUAAUGGAUUUCACUUCCCAGAGAUAGUGUAUCUCAGAGACGAGGACAUAAAAGAUGAAGAUGGCGAAAAGGCUGAAUUCCUAUCACCAAAUGAUCUUUUGCUUCUCUCCAAGGAGAAGUUUCAGGAAAAUGCAAAACUACCCACCACAUAUGCCUUUGCAUUAGUGGAAAGUCGCCAACAUAGUAAACUCAGGCUUAGAAUGUAUUUGGCUGGAGAAGUCACACAUAAAGGCGUAGAGGCAAUUGUAUCUUCUCCAAGGCUUCUGAAAGUGCGGUCUCAUAUUACUUCUUCCAGUAAAGAUGGAAUAUAUAUUUACAGUCUAAAGAUCUGCAGUUUAUCGACUAUCAUUCGUGAAUAUAUAGCAUUGUGGUCUAUUAGUUCUUUACCUUUUAGGGAUAUGAUACUAGCAGCUGCUGAUAAGAAUACUGGUGAAGAUCAAGCCUGGAAAAUUUCCAGACCAUUGCAGGAUUAUAUGCGAGAAAAUCUUAAUGAAUCUCAACAGGCAGCUGUACAGGCUGGUCUGUCGCGUAAACCCUUUGUUCUCAUACAGGGUCCUCCAGGAACAGGGAAGACACAGACCAUCCUUGGGCUUCUUAGCGCUAUUCUGCAUGCCACACCAGCAAGGAUGCACUCCAAGGUUGGUUUGAUUGAAACAAGGCAGGGGUCAGAAUUACCUGUGAGGGAAAAAUACGAUCACUGGAACCAAGCAUCACCAUGGUUAAAUGGUAUAAAUCCUAGGGACAAUAUAAUGCCAGUAAAUGGCGAUGAUGGUUUUUUCCCUACCUCAGGAAAUGAACUGAAACCAGAAGUAGUAAAGUCAAAUCGUAAGUAUCGGGUUCGAGUGCUUGUAUGUGCCCCAUCUAACUCUGCUCUUGAUGAGAUUGUUCUGCGCGUUCAAAACACUGGUGUACGUGAUGAAAAUGAUCAUCCAUAUACUCCUAAAAUUGUGCGCAUUGGACUUAAACCCCAUCCUUCCAUAAAGGCGGUCUCCAUGAAAGAACUUGUGGAACAGAAGAAAAACAAUAUGAAUACGGGUAAAGAUAAAAGUGGAGCUUCAGGGACAGAUUUGGACAGUAUCCGUUCUGCGAUUCUGGAUGAGAGUGUUAUUGUUUUCUCCACACUCAGUUUUAGUGGUUCUUCUCUGUUUAGUAAAUGGAACCGGGGUUUUGAUGUUGUUAUAAUAGACGAGGCUGCCCAAGCUGUGGAAUUGGCAACGCUUGUUCCUCUGGCUAAUGGAUGCAAACAAGUAUUCCUGGUUGGUGAUCCAGAGCAACUUCCAGCCACUGUAAUUUCUACAACAGCUAAGAAGUUUGGAUAUGACAAGAGUUUGUUCAAGAGAUUUCAGACAGCUGGGUAUCCUGUUACAAUGUUGAAGAUCCAAUAUAGAAUGCAUCCGGAGAUCAGAAGCUUUCCAUCCAAGGAGUUCUAUGCAGAAUCACUGGAGGAUGCACCGGAUGUCAAACUGCGGACAGCACGUGCAUGGCAUGCAUACCACUGUUAUGGUCCUUUCUGUUUCUUUGAUUUACAUGAAGGGAAAGAAUCUCAGCCCCCAGGAAGUGGAUCUUGGGUGAACGUUGAUGAGGCUGAAUUUGUCCUCCUCCUGUAUCAUAAAUUGGUUAUUUCAUAUCCAGAGUUGAAGUCAAAUUCUCAGGUUGCAAUCAUAUCACCCUAUAGCCAACAAGUAAAACUUCUCCAAGAAAAAUUUAAGGAUACUUUUGGACUUGAUCCUAGUGGCAUAGUGGAUAUUACAAGUGUCGACGGUUGCCAGGGACGCGAGAAGGACAUUGCCAUAUUUUCUUGUGUCAGGGCAAGCGAGAAUAGAUCAAUAGGAUUUUUAUCUGAUUGUCGCCGAAUGAACGUUGGUAUCACUAGAGCAAGAGCUUCUAUCCUGGUGGUAGGUUCUGCUUCAACAUUGAAGAGAGAUGAACACUGGAAUAAUUUGGUGGAAAGUGCUCGGAAGAGGGAUUGUUUAUAUAAGGUUUCAAAGCCAUAUACCUCAUUUCUCAGUGACGAAAGUAUUGAAUCAAUGCGAGUCGGAAGUGAAUCUGCAGUUGGGCCAACAGGCGAGAGAGACGAGUCUGACGCAAAUGCUCCUCCUGAACCCAAUGCUGGAGAUGCCGAUCAAGCGCCGGCAGACGACAAUGAGUUUGGAGAUGGGGACGAAGACAUGUAUGAAGGCGGAUUUGAAGAAGAUUAAGGCCUUCAAUUCAAUUUUUGAAUGUAUCUGUUGGUGCCUUCAGGAUAACUGAUCCCCAGGCAGUGCGUAACAGAUUGGAAGUUAUUUAUUUCCCACAAUUGGGAAAAUACAAAUUAUUUUACAUCCACAUUGAUUUGUAUACGUUUUAGGGGGAACCAAUGGAAGUGUUCCAGGUGAUGCGAUGCAGAGGGAGUGGAACACUGUUUUGUUUACCGUAGGAGCGUGAUCUGUAAAGAUGUGUAGUUCUUAUUUAUUUAUUGUUUCACUUGACAUGUGACAGUGGAGGAUUUUCCAAGUAUAUAUGUUUAAACUAAUUGAGAUA
This is a messenger RNA of Cucurbita pepo subsp. pepo (vegetable marrow), 2939 nucleotides long. RefSeq names its product P-loop containing nucleoside triphosphate hydrolases superfamily protein (gene MAA3). Lineage: Eukaryota; Viridiplantae; Streptophyta; Magnoliopsida; Cucurbitales; Cucurbitaceae. The record is from RefSeq and is a predicted model, not a curated record. Gene Ontology annotation, molecular function: helicase activity.